Zeugodacus cucurbitae (melon fly) is the source of this 3756-nucleotide messenger RNA. RefSeq names its product calcium-binding mitochondrial carrier protein Aralar1 (gene aralar1). Gene Ontology annotation, molecular function: L-glutamate transmembrane transporter activity; L-aspartate transmembrane transporter activity; calcium ion binding. Gene Ontology annotation, biological process: L-glutamate transmembrane transport; malate-aspartate shuttle; aspartate transmembrane transport. The transcript is spliced from 13 exons. The record is from RefSeq and is a predicted model, not a curated record. NCBI's taxonomy places the organism in Eukaryota, Metazoa, Arthropoda, Insecta, Diptera, Tephritidae. Bases 1011 to 3068 code for a protein of 685 amino acids.
UUCUUCGUGGUUGGUCAAAUGUGAUAGAGCGCAACUGGAGUUAAAACAAAAACAUAGCAAAGCAUAGUCAAUACAAAAAGGGAGAAAAAAUCAAAAGCAAAAUUCUGUUAAACAUAAGAAAAAAUAUAAAUUUAUAUUAAAAUGCAAUAAAACUGUGAAAAGUGGCGGUUAAUUGGAACUUUAUGAAAAAUCGAUUUCUUACAUAGCAAAUACUUUGCUUUCGUGCAUACGAACAUAUAAAUAAUAUUUUUUUUUUAAUUUUCGUAUACAAAUCGCAAAGGUCAAACACGUGAAAAAGUGCAGAGCGAAGCAGCAGUCGCUGAAGACUAGUGCAGCUAAGCGAAACGGUUAAGUUUAGUACGGUGUCGGGCUUGGACGUCGGUUUCUACGUUUAUUUCCAGCGCCAAUCUCUUCCUGUUCGGUGUUUUUGUUGUAGCUAUUUUUAUAUUUUCAUCUGCUGGUGCUGUUGGUAAUCGUCCGGAUAGUGUUGCUAAGUGGCCAGUUAUACUGCCAAUCCUUACACUUGUUGUUCUUGUUGUUGAUUUAUAUUGUUAACUAACGUAAAUAUACAUACAUACGCACAGAGAUUUAUAUAUAUUUGUUGGAUAGCUUGUGCAAUAGGGUUUCUAGUUAUAAUCUUACUAAUUAAAGUGUUUGCCAAUAUCGGGCAUUAUCCUACGUGUGAGAGUUGCGUUGAGUUGCUGUUGCUGUUGCUUUGUAACCAAAACAGUUAAAAGUGUGGCAAUUCAAUAACAUACAGUGUGGCGAGUGCUGUGUGAGUGACGAGCGCAAAUCGAAAAUUCCUGAGAGAGGGCUAAAGCGGUGUUCGUGACUCGUGCGGAAGUGUGAUUGGUGGUGAAGUGGUUGGCUCCCAGUGACCGCGGUGGUGGUGAAGAGUGCAAAAUCUAACUGUGCAGCUGUUAAAUUAAGUGCUUCAGCCGUACAAAGUACAUACAUACAUAAAUACCUUCUGCCUGCCAAUCUAGUCGGCGCGUGCCUUUUGGUUUAUAAUGAAUAUAUUUUGUCCAAGCCAUUGGAUAUUGCAGCCAGUUCAAUGUCAAGAUGGAUCUUCGUUUCUAAAACGUGCCAGCACCGAUAAACUCCGCGAAGUCUUCCUUAAAUAUGCCUCAUUACAAAAGGAUGGCGACCACUACAUGACCAGUGAGGAUUUCGUGCGAAAAUUCCUGGGACUCUUCACCGAUGCUACAUUCAAUGAUGAAUCUGUGCGUUUGUUAGCCAGCAUUGCGGACACCAGCAAAGAUGGGUUGAUCUCAUUUGUGGAAUUCCAAGCCUUUGAGGGGCUGCUCUGCACACCAGAUGCGCUCUACAAGACAGCUUUUCAACUAUUCGACCGCAAAGGCAACGGCACAGUUCAUUAUUCCGAUUUCGUCGAUAUCGUACAAAAAACCGAAUUGCAUUCAAAGAUACCUUUUAAUUUAGAUAGUUCCUUUAUCAAGCGGUAUUUUGGUGAAAAAAAAGACCGCACCAUUAAUUAUGCGGAAUUCACACAAUUACUCCAUGAUUUCCAUGAGGAAUAUGCAAUGGAAGCAUUCCGUAGUAAGGAUCCAGCUGGUUCUGGAUUUAUCUCUCCUUUAGAUUUUCAAGAUGUUAUUGUUAAAGUGAAAAGGCAUUUACUCACACCCGUCGUCAAGGAUAAUCUAGUAGCGGUCACCGAAGGUCACAAAGUGAGCUUCCCCUACUUCAUCGCAUUUACUUCGCUGCUCAAUAAUAUGGAAUUGAUUAAACGUAUCUACUUGCACGCCACUCAAGGUAAUCGCAACGAACCCGUGACAAAGGACGAACUACUAUACGCCGCACAAACAAUGAGUCAAAUAACGCCAUUAGAAAUUGAUAUACUCUUUCAAUUAACCGGCGCGCUCCAUCAAACCGGGCGCAUCGUCUAUAAUGAUCUGAACAAUAUUUCGCCCGAGCAUUAUACAAAGCAUAUCACAACACGCUUGGCGGAGAUCAAAGCCGUUGAGAGUCCUGCCGAUCGUUCUGCAUUCAUACAGAUUUUGGAGAGCACCUAUCGUUUCAUGCUCGGUUCAUUUGCUGGCGCUGUUGGUGCUACCGUGGUGUACCCUAUUGAUUUGGUAAAGACACGCAUGCAAAAUCAACGCACAGGCUCUUUUAUUGGUGAAGUCGCAUAUAGAAACUCUUGGGAUUGCUUUAAGAAGGUUAUACGUCACGAGGGUGUGCUCGGCUUGUAUCGCGGUCUGUUGCCACAGUUGAUGGGUGUGGCACCGGAGAAAGCCAUCAAGCUUACUGUGAAUGAUUUUGUGCGUGACAAGUUCACCGAUAAACAGGGUGUGAUACCGAUGUGGUCCGAAAUUAUGGCUGGCGCUUGUGCCGGUGCCUCACAAGUGGUCUUCACCAAUCCUUUGGAAAUUGUCAAAAUUCGUCUCCAAGUUGCCGGUGAAAUCGCAGGCGGAACUAAAGUACGUGCCUUAUCUGUUGUUCGUGAUCUGGGUCUGUUUGGCUUGUACAAGGGUGCACGCGCAUGCUUGCUGCGCGAUGUGCCAUUCUCUGCUAUCUACUUCCCCGCUUAUGCGCACACAAAAUCGCUGUUCGCCGACGAAGAUGGCUACAAUCAUCCACUGACCCUGCUCGCGGCCGGUGCUAUUGCUGGUGUGCCCGCUGCCUCACUCGUAACGCCCGCAGAUGUGAUCAAAACUCGCCUGCAGGUCGUGGCGCGUUCCGGUCAGACAACCUAUACAGGCGUGUGGGAUGCCACCAAGAAAAUCAUGGCGGAGGAGGGACCACGCGCCUUCUGGAAGGGUACUGCUGCCCGUGUCUUCCGUUCGUCGCCACAAUUCGGUGUAACCUUGGUCACAUACGAGUUGCUGCAGCGUCUCUUCUAUGUUGAUUUCGGCGGCUCACAUCCAACCGGUUCGGUGGUGACCAAGCCCAAGGUGCUGGAUGAGAACACACAAAGAUUCAACUCAGACCAUAUUGGUGGCUAUCGCGCCGCUGUGCCGCUGCUCAAUGGCAUCGAAUCGAAAUUCGGCCUCUAUCUGCCACGUUUCGGACGCGGAACGACAAGCACAACUACAACAACCGGUUCGUGAUAAAGCGAUGGCGUUGGCAUAGUCCUUAUCGGCAAGCCUGCUCGACAAGUAGUUGCUCUCAAAUAAGUCUAUUGUUAAAUAAAUUUUAAUUAAUAAAUAUUUAUAAAAGAAAACACAUUUGUUGUUAGCAAUUAUUACAAAAAAUAAACAAGAAAAAUAAAAAAUGCAAAUAAAUAAAUUAUACAAAAACCAAAAAUAAAUCAAUUGAGCAAAUAUUAAAGACGACACGUACACAAAUAUACAUGAAUACAUAUAUUUUUUGCUAUGAAAAUAUAUAUUAUAUUUCAACGAUUUUCAAAGGCGAUAAAACGAAACAAAAACACAUUUUAUAUGAAAAGUAUAAGUAUACAUACAUAUAUUUAGAGAAGCAGAAAAUACACUGAAAAAAACGAGAAGAAAAACAAAAAUGUUAAUGUGUAUUUUAGAAGCGACACUUUUGCCAACUUUUCAGAAAAUCAUACACACCUACACAUACAGGACGAAGUCAAAUCAAAUGAAAAAAAAAAUAAAAACAGCAACAACAAAAGCAAAAAAAAUGAACAUACUAUGUAACUUAUUUAUUAAUUGUGUAGAGAAGAGCUAUAAAAUACUGUCCGUAAAAUUGUUUUCGUACAAUUCUUGAGUGACCUCUCGCUAUGCGCGAAUCUAUGUAAGAAACAAAAAAAAAUAAAUAAAAAUAAAUAAAAUU